CAGGACCCCACUAUCAACGUCGACCCUUCCCAAGCUCUCAAAUAAACCCCACACGAUUCGACAUUCAACACCAACACCGCCCACAGCCCACCGCCGCCGUCAUGUCGCACCCCCGCGUAGAAGAGGUCUCCGACAGCGACGUCGACAUGUCGGACCCCUCCGAGGCCGACAUCGACGACUUCGUCGAGUCCGAUAUCCUGCGCCGCGUCGACGCCAGCACGAAGAAGCCCGCCGCCGCCGCCCCGUCCUCCCAUCAGCAGCAGCAGCCGCCACGACCCGCGCCCGCAGGGCGCCGCGCAGCAGCAGCAGCAGCACCCGCCCCGCAGAUCCACAUGCAGACGACGACAGACGAGAAGGCGUACCGGCACUACCAGUGCCUGUACCCGGUGUACUUCGACGCGACGCGGACGCGGGCGGAGGGGCGGCGGGUGCCGCUGGCGCUGGCGGUGCGCAACCCGCUGGCGAUCGACAUCGUGCAGGCGUGCGCGAGCCUGCGCCUGCCCACCGUGCUGGAGGCCGGCAAGCUGCACCCCAAGGACUGGGCCAACCCGGGCCGGGUCAAGGUCGACCUGCGCGCGCAGCAGCAGCAGCAACACCCACACCUACCUACUACACAACCACCAUUCCCUCCAUCAAAAACAAUCAAAAACAAACACCACCUCUACCUGCUCGUAGCCCAGCACCUGCGCGCACACCCAACAACGGACAGCUCCCCGGCGCUGCGCAUGCGCGUAGGCGGCGCGCCGCCGCCGCCAGCCGCCAUGGCGGACACGAGCAAGCCGUGGCCGCGGCCGGCGGUGCCGCGCGGGUGGAAGAUGGGCGAGCUGCUGCCGUACUACAGCCCCGCGAUGACGGGCGGCGGGGUGAGCGAGAACUUCCUCAAGGACAUGAUGAAGGAGCUGCAGCAGCAGGGUGGAGGUGUCGGCGGCGGCGGGAUGCCGGAUAUGGCGAGUUUGUUGGCUGCCGCCGGCGGGGGUAGCGGUGCCGGCGCCGGUGCUGGGGCGGGAGGGGGGAAGAAGGAUAAGAAGGGGAAGGGGAAGUAGGGGAGGAUCAUCACGAGCAUGAAUUGGUUGUGGCUUGAUAGUGUGUAGAAACGGAGCCGCAUGGAAUGAAAAGGUUCGCCAUCGACCGGCCCGGGAAGAGAACCA
This is a messenger RNA of Thermothielavioides terrestris NRRL 8126, 1148 nucleotides long. RefSeq lists its product as uncharacterized. The coding region runs from base 102 to 1043 and encodes 313 amino acids. NCBI's taxonomy places the organism in Eukaryota, Fungi, Ascomycota, Sordariomycetes, Sordariales, Chaetomiaceae. Gene Ontology annotation, biological process: SRP-dependent cotranslational protein targeting to membrane; SRP-dependent cotranslational protein targeting to membrane, signal sequence recognition. Gene Ontology annotation, molecular function: 7S RNA binding. The record is from RefSeq and is a predicted model, not a curated record. The transcript has a single exon. Gene Ontology annotation, cellular component: signal recognition particle, endoplasmic reticulum targeting.